This is a messenger RNA of Rosa rugosa (rugosa rose), 818 nucleotides long. RefSeq lists its product as uncharacterized. The coding region runs from base 408 to 818 and encodes 136 amino acids. The transcript is spliced from 5 exons. The record is from RefSeq and is a predicted model, not a curated record. Lineage: Eukaryota; Viridiplantae; Streptophyta; Magnoliopsida; Rosales; Rosaceae.
AGUAACUGGCUAAGUCACAGGACUAACAACGUUCUAUGUUAUGCAGCGUAUUAUUCUGGGAGGGAAAAGAGCCUGGAAGCGAAAUCACAAGGGCAGAUGUCAAAAUGUUCAUAAGCGAUCAAUCAAUAGCAAACAACUGGAUUGAUUGCUAUGGGGAAAUGUUGAAGGAUGAACUGCAAAACGAAAGUUCACAAAGUUUGGGAAGAUCUGCUUUUAUGCAUAGCAUGUGUUGGUAUUCGACAAUACAUUUAACUGUGAGAAACCUCCAUCAAUACUUGUGUGAGCCGCUGUUCCAAAACAUGGGAAAAUGCAGCAUGCUUUUCUUCCCAAUUACCCAUAAUGAAGAAUUUCACCACACGCUCUUGGUCUUUGACAAGGACAUACCGCAAUGACUGCAUUUUGAUUCAAUGAAACCAAGAAGAGCAGGAACAGGGGAGUGCUUUAAAAGUAUAAAAAAAUUGGUUGAAAUGGUCGAGCUGUGGAUGAGAGCAGUGAAAGAUCAAGCAGAUGAUAUGCUGCAGCAAGGCUGCCGAAUGAAAUUUGACAAGAGUCAAAGCACUCACACAAAAUUAAAGAUGGUUGAAAGUAUUUUGAGCGAUGACGAAAUAAGAACAAUAAGCUGGAUAAAGGAAAAUUAUGAUGGUGGAAGGAUCCCUUUGAACCAUGCCAGAAUCUGCCCCCAACAAGACCAAGGAUCAUUAGAUUGCGGACCUUUUGUAAUGUAUUACAUGGACAGAAUGGCAAAAGAGGAGAAGCUGCCAAACAAAGUCACCAAAGGCAAGUCUGACUAUGUAAAUAUGAAGGCCGCAUAUAAUUGA